This is a messenger RNA of Penaeus vannamei (Pacific white shrimp), 783 nucleotides long. The record is from RefSeq and is a predicted model, not a curated record. NCBI's taxonomy places the organism in Eukaryota, Metazoa, Arthropoda, Malacostraca, Decapoda, Penaeidae.
UUUAUUAAUAAAAUUGUCAUAUAUUUCAGAAUGGAUCAUUUGCAGCAUCUGCAACAUCUUAUUGCUUUGCAAAGAGGAGCCACAGUCGAAAGGUAUGUGGUACGUGAUAGGAUGAAUCCUUUUCAAUCCUACAGCAUUGAAGAAUUUGUGGCAAGAUACAGGGUGACUAAAGAGUGUGUCACUGAACUGCUUGAGACCAUCAGACACCGUCUAGCAGUAGUUCACAAUAACAGAGGUAGCCCGAUCCCACCUCAUCUUCAACUGACCAUAGCUCUGAGAUACAUGGCAACUGGCAAUUUUCAGCUGAGCAUGGCUCACUGUUCAGAUGUGUCCCAGUCCAGCAUCAGUUGAUGUGUCUCAGUUAUUGCAGCUAGGAUAGCAGAAUUGGCACCAAGGCACAUCAAGUUCCCAGAGCCAACCAAUGAAGAAACCGUCAUGAGCCAAUUUUCUGUGAUUGCUGGGAUGCCAUGUGUAAUUGGGUGUGUUGAUGGAACACACAUUCCAAUUAGAAGUCCUGGUGGAGUAGAUGCUGAACUGUAUCGAUGCCACAAGGGAUUCUUUUCUUUGAAUGUGAUGGGUGUCUGUGAUGCUUCCCUAAAAUGUUUAAAUGUUAUUGCAAACUGGCCUGGUAGUGCCCAUGAUGCUCGUAUUUUUAAUGAGUCUCUUUUAUGUGAGAAGCUGCGAUCAGGUAGUUUCAAAGGCUUUCUUUUGGGGGACACUAGAUAUCCUUGUAGGUCCUACAUUCUGACUCCUUUUGGUAAUCCUAGUACUGACAAGCAGUGU